This is a messenger RNA of Oxyura jamaicensis (ruddy duck), 1702 nucleotides long. Its product is annotated as C-C chemokine receptor type 8-like. The transcript has 2 exons. Gene Ontology annotation, cellular component: membrane. Gene Ontology annotation, biological process: chemotaxis; immune response; G protein-coupled receptor signaling pathway. The coding region runs from base 236 to 1291 and encodes 351 amino acids. The record is from RefSeq and is a predicted model, not a curated record. Gene Ontology annotation, molecular function: chemokine receptor activity. NCBI's taxonomy places the organism in Eukaryota, Metazoa, Chordata, Aves, Anseriformes, Anatidae.
ACCCUUCUCUGUGUCUCAAAACCUUAUCUGUAACUGGCAGCUGCCCAUCCAACACCUGCUAUCACCAAAACCACCACCGAUGGACUAAACCUCCUGGGAACUCAUGAGCCUGAGAGAGGAAAAGGACACGGCAGAAGGGGACCAGGGACGACUGAGAGUGUGAAGGCUUCUUGCUGCCCAGGGUAGAGACCAUCAACAUUUAAUCUGCUGCUCUUGAAAGUAACAGGUGUCCGAGAUGAAUCCCACAAGCCAGUUCAUCGGAACAACAGAGUACGACUAUGGAUACGAUGAAAACACUGCUCCGUGCAAUGAAGGAAACAGCUUUCGCAGGUUUAAAUCCCUCCUCCUGCCCAUCCUCUACUGCCUUGUGUUUGUCUUCUGCCUUCUGGGAAACUCCUUGGUCCUUUGGGUUCUCCUGACCAGGAAGAAACUGAUGACGAUGACUGAUGUCUGCCUGCUGAACCUCGCGGCCUCUGAUCUCCUCUUCGUUGUGCCUCUCCCUUUCCAAGCCCACUAUGCUUCAGAGCAGUGGGUUUUUGGCAACGCUAUGUGCAAGAUAAUGGCUGGCGUUUAUUACACAGGUUUUUACAGCAGUAUUUUCUUUAUAACCCUCAUGAGCAUAGACAGGUACAUAGCAAUUGUCCAUGCCGUCUAUGCCAUGAAGAUUCGGACGGCCUCUUGUGGCAUAAUUAUCAGUUUAGUCCUGUGGCUGGUGGCUGGCUUGGCUUCUGUGCCCAACAUCGUGUUCAACCAGCAGCUGGAAAUUGAGCAGUCUAUGCAGUGUGUCCCCACGUACCCACCUGGCAGCAAUACCUGGAAGGUUGCAUCUCAGUUUGCAGCCAAUAUCUUGGGCCUCUUGAUUCCCCUCGGCAUCCUCAUUUGCUGCUACGCCCAGAUUCUGAAAAACCUGCAAAAAUGCAAAAAUCGGAACAAGAUCAAGGCGAUCAAGAUGAUUUUCAUCAUCGUCAUUGUUUUCUUUGUCUUCUGGGCCCCCUUCAACAUCGUGCUGUUCCUGGACUCCCUGCAGACCCUGCACAUCAUCAACGACUGCCAGGCCAGCAACAGGAUCGCCCUGGCCCUGCAGCUGACGGAAACCAUUUCCUUCAUCCACUGUUGCCUCAACCCCGUGAUCUAUGCCUUUGCUGGGGUGAUGUUCAAGGCCCACCUGAAAGGACUGCUUCAGUCCUGUGUCCGUGUCCUCUGGAGCCCCACUAGGGGUGCUGGGGCCACUCAGUCAUCUUCAGUGCCCAGCCAGCUCUCUGCCUGCUCUGACAGUGCAGGGGUCCUCUGAGCCCUCCCGAGAUACCUUUCCCCAGAGUAAAUGGCUGCCCCAAGCACCGGCACAGCCCCGGAGGCUGCACCAUGCGUGCAGUGUCCCCGCAGGAUGACCCUUGUGCCUGUGCUGCCUUUUGGGAUGUGCUGCCCAAUACGGCACAAUAAACAACAACGUGAAUUUUCAAAGAGCACCAGUGUGUUUGUAAAAUGGUUAUCCUACACACUUGCCACGUGGUGAUUUUUAAUUAGAUCACUUUUAAUAUGUUUCAGCAAACAGUAUGCUUCCUCUACUACUUGCUUUCUCCCUUGUUGAAAGCAUUGCUCCUGCCUCAUCCCCAGCUGUGCUCUGCCUUGCAGAAGCUGCUCCCUGCAUGAAGCCCUGAGUCCCUGGGACAGGGGUGGGGCUCCCUCUGGGAAGGAGACAGGU